GCAGUGCGCGAAGGAAGCAUCAAGGAAGAUGGCGGCGGCAGGGGCCCCGGGGCGGCUGAGGCUCAGAUUGACACUGCUGCUGGCCGUGUUCAUGUCAGUACCGGCAGUACAAGCCAAGAAGAGCCUGGUCAAAGUCAUCACCGACCACAACUGGAGAGAGAUCUUGGAGGGGGAGUGGAUGGUGGAGUUCUAUGCCCCCUGGUGUCCUGCCUGCCAGCAUCUUCAGUCUGAAUGGAAUGAGUUUGCAGAGUGGAGUGAUGACCUGGGUGUCAAUGUUGCCAAAGUGGAUGUAACCGAGCAGCCAGGUUUGAGUGGUCGUUUCAUUAUUACUGCUCUUCCUACGAUAUACCACUGUAAGGAUGGAGAGUUUAGAAAGUAUCAAGGCCCUAGAAUGAAGAAUGACUUUAUUGACUUUAUAGAUGGAAAGAAAUGGGAAGCCAUAGAACCAAUGUAUUCUUGGUUAAGACCUUCCUCCUUUUUGAUGACUAGCAUGUCAGCAUUAUUUCAGCUGUCCAUGUGGAUUCGUCAUUGUCACAAUUACUUCACUGAAGUUAUUGGCAUACCAGUUUGGGGAUCAUAUGGCAUUUUUGCUUUGAUAACACUUUUUUCUGGUCUUGCGCUUGGACUGAAUCCUUUGAACUGGCAAAUGUGCUUUAAAAAAUCUGCACAUGAAGGAGAUUCUGGUGUUUGUGGCAGAUUGUGUGUUACCAUCUCGACGAUAUAAGCACCAACCGCAUUGUUCUCAAAAAAAAAUGUCGCUAACCAAGCCACUGAAGCCACAGGAUGGGCAUUUUCAGGAAGAGGAUGAUGAAACUGAAGAUGACCUGUGCUCACAAGCAAAAGAGAGCAGUAGUAGAACAUUUGAGAAGGCUGUGCUGAAGGAUUGUGGAGAUUACUUACAGGACUCUGUGCGAAAACGUACUAUGGAGUACACCAGCAGAGCUGAUGACUCCUGAUUCUAAUAACAGACUAAAACAGAAAUGUGACUGAAGCUACAGUGCUUCUGAAAGGCGUUCAACAGUUUGGUUAAACAGUGGAUUUAUGAACCAAGGCAAUACUAAAGUGUGAGAUUAUCUUUGGUGGGUAGCAGUGUUGUACUAAGCUUGCUUUGGUUGCAGCAAAACUGAGAAGCUAGUGAAAAUGAACUUUGCAUGCUCCUUUAAGCCUUCCACACUUCUUGGUUAUAUAGACACCAUGUUGCUGAGCCCUUUGUUGUGAUGGAAGGCUUGAAGUGGAGCAAUUAUAAAAUUACUUUGGUGGUAUCCUUGACCGAAAUAUUAAAGUUCAAAUUUUCCAAGCUACUUUUCAAAACACCAGCUUAAAAAUGACUUGUUGACUAACUGUACCUGCUCAUAAAGAAAUUAUUUCUGCAGUAUUACAGAAAACAGCUGUUUGAUAUGCUCUAGAACAAUGUCUUUUCUCUACCAAUUUUGCUUACUUUUAUUUCCAUCGAAACACUAGAGCUGAUUUUGCAAAACUCAUAUGUAGCUAGUGAUCAACUCAUUUAGAAUUUCAGCUUAUUAGCUAAUACAUGAAUUCAAAAUCCCUAUAACCUUGCAUUUCAAUUUGGUCCAAACCUUUUGUCUUUCCACCUGCCCUACAUUCAUUUAAAUUUGUCAUCCUAGGUUCAACCUUCCUGUCCUGUAUUAAAAUUUCUUUCUUUUGAUUAACUGAGUGUUCAAAGGCUCAAGUCCUUACCAUAAUAUAAACGCUAGGUCAACAUAUCAAACCAGACUAUUCAUUUAUGAACAUUCAAACCUAGAAACAUGAGUGGCAGGAAUAGAUCAGCUGGACAAUCAUGCCACCCAUCAUGCUGUCUAAUUGUAAAAGUAUGACUUUUUAGAAAUCAAGUGAAAAUAAUCAUUGCUGGUCCAAACUUCAGUGAAUUCUUCCAAGUGUUUUCUCAUUUUAUAAUAUUAUGAGGGACAGGAGUUUUUAUAUUUUGUUUAAUUUUUAUUUAGUAUAAAUAGUGUCCCUGAUGGUUCAAUGAGCAAAUGGCUUAUAUUGCACAGCACUGAGCUACAUAGAUCAAGAGCACCUUGGUCUUUGGUGAGUGACCUGAUCUGUGUGAGGCUUAGGGUUUUGAUUGAAUUGGGCAUUAUAAGUAGCUUCAGUAUCCUUUUGUUAAGGAAGGGAAAAAUCAACCAGGCUUCCUCUUGUGAUUGCUACCUGUGAUUCCUAUAUCCCGGGGCCAUUUUGGACUUGACCGUAAUGGCCUACACUGGCAAGUAACUCAUUGACACUCAGAGUUCAAGCUCAGAUAUAAAUGAUGGCCACACAUAGGAUAUUGGAAGAAUACUGGAAUCAGUAGAAAUAUACUGAGCAUGCCACUGAAAGGUGUAAUGAGACAACCUUUUGAUCAGGAAAAAGAUGCUGCCUUUUAAUCUACUGUUUAAUAAAGGGAAUGGGAUGUAUAAAAGUUUCAGGUACUAGCAUUCCACUCCACUGUACAAAUAGUACCUCAAAAAUGUUUAGCUUCUCACUCAGGCACUCAGUGCUGGCAUCAGUAAAGCAUCCUUGCUUUAAAAAACACCUUACAGUUUGAAGGGGGCAUGUGUUUUCAUUUAAGGACUUGGGGUUUAUUUUGUGUUGGGGAAAGCACCAACCAGCUUACAGUGUUUAUUUGUGUUCAGAAAUGUUUUCAAUGUGCACAGAAUCAGCUCCUGAAGUGUCCCUUUUUUUGUAGAAUAGAUUCAAAAUAUUAUAAUCUUUUAUAUUUUUAGUUUAGAGUUAAAACUCUUAGUGCCAUAAAAAUCUGGUGUGCUGGUCAGAGCUGCUGCUUUGAAUGCCCGACAUUAAGUUCUCCUUAAAUAAUACUCCCAGGUAUGCAGAGAAUAAACAUCUGCACGAGCAUGAUCCAUACACUGGACUUGUUAAAAGUUUUGUUUGCUAUGAUGUACCAUUUUUAUAGCCACAUCAGAUAUAUUUAGCUGACAGAAGUACGUGUGAACCUUUUGAACUUUAUUGGAUAUACUGGAAUCAUAGACUAAUUGUAAAGUCCGCUCAUUAUUUACAACUUUGAGAACAUAUUUGCACAUGGGUAAUAGGCUUCUUGAGUAGAUUUUUUUUUCUUGUUGAUGGGGAGUUUCUGUUUAAAAAGGGACUUUGAUGGAAAACAAUUUGUAAAUAGUUUUGUUCCAACAAUAUUGUUGUAAAUUUGUAGAAGGUGCCUAAUAUAAAAUAUUAUGUUGGGCUGACUUUCUUUCCUAAGUUAUCUGUGCUGAGAUUGUAAGGUCCUUUUUGUCACUAAUUCAUAUAAAGCUAUUUCUUCCAAUUA
Messenger RNA from Carcharodon carcharias (great white shark), 3277 nucleotides. RefSeq names its product thioredoxin-related transmembrane protein 1 (gene tmx1). The record is from RefSeq and is a predicted model, not a curated record. NCBI's taxonomy places the organism in Eukaryota, Metazoa, Chordata, Chondrichthyes, Lamniformes, Lamnidae. The transcript has 9 exons. The coding region runs from base 29 to 724 and encodes 231 amino acids.